UCAACCCCCUGCACAUCAGUGCUCAAAAAACUAACUGGAAAUAGAGCAAGCAGCUUGACUGGCUCCACUACAGAUUAGAAGGUGGAAUCCAUGAGAAAAUGAGUGCCUGCUAUAGAAAUAGGAGCCUCACAGCUGGUCCCAGCUGCACCCUGGGCUGAGAAGGCAAAACUGUCAGAAAGCAUCCUCACCAGAGCUUGGUCUUGCCACCUGUCUUUUGUCCUGAUUGGGGCAGUGGGGGAGGUCCAGGUUUAACAUACUUAGAUUUGGUCCUCCUAGGUAGCUUCCUGGGGGAAGGAGUGCCUACCAUUGACAAGGGCUGGGGAAUUGGAGGCUCAUUUGAGGGUUUUAAUUCUCCCACCUAAUGAGAAUUUCUUUGGCCACUCAAAGGAGUCAGGGCUGAGGUUUCCUACACUUUUAUUCAAGCCCACCUUCUGACCCCAAGAUGACCACCAGAGCCCUGCCCAGUCAAGAAGGCGUGUGGGGAAGGGAAGCAGCCAGCUCAGUCAUCCCCCUUUUAAGGAGCAUUUUGGAUGCCCCGCCCAAUAACUCCUGCUUACAGCUCAUUGGUCCAACUGUGUCACAUGACUGCCAUAGCUGCAAGGGAGUCUGGGAAAUGUUUGACUUUGACACACAUCCACCUCGAAUCAGGUUCUUACUACCCUGCAGAAUAACCCUUCUCCUGCAACUCUUUCCCUCCAGGACCGGAGAGAACCCUCUCCCAGGCGACCAAAAGGCCUGCUUGAGGCAGCACAGGCUCCGUGGCUUCAAAGAGGCCUUCACAAAACAUUUCCAAAAGCCUGGCCACUCAGGUCAAAAAUCUGACACCCUCCACACACUAACAACACUCAGUCACAUCCCAGAUGGGGGCAAGGUAAGGGUGCAGCAGGACUCAGGGGCACACAGCGAGGUCUGGCCGCGUGCAGUGCACCCCCAGAAGACCUCCUUCCUGCGCACUUGCCGGCUGGGCGUGACCCUGCGCUCACCCCGCCGGCGGGCGGGGGCCCGGGAGGAGGGGGUGCGCCGAGGGGCUUGAGGGCAGGCCUCCGUGCGCAUGCGUCCUCCCUCCCCCUCCCCCUCCCCCCCGCGCUGGGCCAGGGUGGGAGCAUCUCCUCCGGGUCGGUCCUGUCAGAGCUGCGGCGGGUUCGGGUCCCAGCGCAACUGCCUCUCCCGGGACAGAGGGUCUGCUGUCUCCAUCUCUUCCCUGAGCUGCCUGCCGGGGCCAUGGCGCUGCCAACAAAUCCUAGCACGGUUGAUCUGGGCCUGGGCACGUGGAGCCCUAGCUCCCAGGAGGAGAGCUCCACGGCUCAGGGCACCCCCAGGGGUGCUGAGAAGCAGCUGCCCGAGUACAAGGCGGUGGUGGUGGGCGCGAGUGGCGUGGGCAAGAGUGCGCUGACCAUCCAGCUGAACCACCAGUGCUUCGUAGAAGACCACGACCCCACGAUCCAGGAUUCCUACUGGAAGGAGGUGGCCCUCGGCCAUGGAGGCUGCAUUCUGAAUGUGCUGGACACGGCAGGGCAGGCCACUCAUAGGGCCCUGCGUGACCAGUGCCUGGCUAUUGGGGAUGGUGUGCUGGGGGUCUUUGCCCUCGAUGACCCUUCGUCUCUGGCCCAGCUGCAGCAGAUAUGGGCCACCUGGGGCCCUCGCCACACCCAGCCCCUCGUCCUUGUGGGCAACAAGUGUGACCUCGUCACCAGCACCGGAGAUGCUCACGCCGCCGCUGUAGCCCUCGCGAAGAGCUGGGGGGCCCCCUUUGUGGAGACCUCAGCCAAGACACGGCAAGGUGUAGAGGAGGCCUUUUCCCUGCUCAUCCAUGAGAUCCAAAGGGUCCGGGAGGCCAUGGCGAAGGAGGCUGCGGCCCGGCCCCGGGGGGCUAAGGGCCGGCACCGGAAGGCCACAUGCCGCUGUGGCUGCAGCGUGGCCUGAGGGUCCUGGUCAAGAAAAGUGGACCCCCCCCCCCCUAGGCCAAGGUGGUGGUUGCUUCACGUGAGACCUGUUGCACAACUAGCUGUGUGGGACACUGUGGUGUACUGGGAUAAAGGGAUCCCUCUUAGGAAGGUUUUCAUUCGGUGAGGGGCUUUUUGGCAAUGUGGGGUGUAGUGUUGGUUAUGUUAUGUCAAAUUGAGAGAUUUUGUGCAAAAUCAAAUAAAUUGUGUUCUUAGGUUUGAAA
Molecule: messenger RNA, 2167 nt
Organism: Equus caballus (horse)
Lineage: Eukaryota; Metazoa; Chordata; Mammalia; Perissodactyla; Equidae
Source: RefSeq, a predicted model, not a curated record